This is a messenger RNA of Nakaseomyces glabratus, 939 nucleotides long. RefSeq names its product bifunctional triacylglycerol lipase/ester hydrolase. Gene Ontology annotation, biological process: lipid storage. Gene Ontology annotation, molecular function: lipase activity. Lineage: Eukaryota; Fungi; Ascomycota; Saccharomycetes; Saccharomycetales; Saccharomycetaceae. Gene Ontology annotation, cellular component: lipid droplet. The record is from RefSeq and is a predicted model, not a curated record.
AUGUCAGUUCAAGGAUAUCAUGAUUCGGCAUUACCUACAUGUAUCAUUCAUAUAAAACCAACUGUGACUAAUAAUGAUGAAAGUUCACCAUUGUUUGUUUGGAUUCCUGGUAACCCUGGAUUGUUAGAGUACUAUCAGGAAUUUUUGGCUAAAGUUCAUGAUAAAAACCCUACCUGGGAGAUUCUAGGCAUAUCUCAUGCUGGUACCGUAAUUGAGUCGAGCCAAUUAAAGAAGUUUAGAAAGAAUCCAUUGCCCAUUUAUGACUUGAAGCAACAAACACAACAUAAGAUUGAUAUAAUCAAUAAGAUUAACAAUGAUCCCAACAGGGAGCUUGUAAUUAUGGGGCAUUCAGUGGGUGCUUAUAUUGCACAACAUGUCGUUAGCUCGCCUGAUUUAGUGGGUCGAGUCUCUAAACUUGGUCUAAUAACUCCUACUAUAAGAGACAUACAUAAAUCAUCGCAUGGUCUGAUAUUCACAAGAGUUUUCAACUAUAUUUCCAAUGUAAAUGAAUACUUAUCAUUUAUCAGCUCGAAUAUAUUUAACAAGCUUAUACCAGCAUAUUGGACAAAGCUCUUAAUUUCGUUCGCUAUGGGAUGUUCUUUUGAUGAAUAUCAUAUUAUCCUAGGUACUUUCUUGCUACUAACCCAACGGGAAACGUUACGUCAAGUGUUAGGAUUGGCGGCGCAUGAAAUGCUAGAAAUUAGAGAUGAUUGGGCUUUUCAAGAGAAUUUACUAACUAAGUGUAAAGACAACGGUACGAAGUUGUGGUUAUUGUUUAGCGAUAAUGACCACUGGGUCUCACAACACACUCAAGCAGAGUUGAUAAAGUUUCUGAAAGACAGAUAUCCGGAACUAUUGCUCAGAGUUGAUGUGGACAAAGAUAUAAAGCAUUCAUUUGUGGUCAAAGAUGUUGAUCUCGUGACUAGAAGAUACUUUUGA